AUGAUAUCUGCUUUACUUUGGAUUCGUAAAGGUGCAGCUGCUGAGCAACCUGAGAAAUAUGAACUAGAUGAUAAAGAAUAUGAACGAAUCAGUCAAUUAACUGCAACACAACUAGAAAACUCAAAAAGCGAAUUAGAAAAUCAUGAUGUCAAAAUAGAAAGUAAUGACGUAAAAAUAGAAAGUCAUGAUGUCAACAUGACUGAUGUUAAUGAUGAUUCGGAGCUAUUAGAAUACAAUUUAGAACAAUACGAUGAGGAGGAUGAGGAAGAAGGACAACCCAUGUCGAUAUUCGGAAAUAUAAAGGGAUUGGCGUACUACACGUCAAAUGAAGAAGACCCAUAUAUUACCCUCAAUGACGAGGAUGAUGAAACUGAUGAUGUUCGAAUUUUGGCCACAGACAGUGUUUUAGUAGCAGCAAAGACCGAAGAUGAGGUUUCACAACUAGAAAUAUAUGUCUAUGAAGAAUCUGAGGAUAAUCUCUAUGUGCAUAAUGACAUUAUGUUGCCAUCUUUUCCUCUCUGUUUGGAAUGGUUGGAUUUUCGAUUAGGUAGAAAAAAAGGGUUGGAUGGCAGCGGCAAUUAUGUUGCAAUAGGGACAUUCGAGCCUGAAAUCGAGAUUUGGGAUUUGGAC
Molecule: messenger RNA, 630 nt
Organism: Racocetra persica
Lineage: Eukaryota; Fungi; Glomeromycota; Glomeromycetes; Diversisporales; Gigasporaceae
Source: the annotation of a GenBank genome assembly